CGAAAUUAUACCAAAACUAUAUGGUAAAGAGAAUAAAAAUAAAGAAAAUAUAAAUAAAGAGAAUAAAAAUAAAGAAAAUAAAAAUAAAGAAAAUAAAAAUAAAGAAAAUAAAAAUAAAAAGAAUAAAAAUAAGAGAAAUGAAAAUAGGGAGAAUAAAAAUAAGUAUUAUGAAUUAGAUAUACCCUUUUUUGAAUUCCUUGAAAUUCCACCAAGCUUACAUAAUUCUUUAGAAGUUUUCAUACCCGUAACACAAUUGAUUCUGCAGGAUUCCAAAUUAAGAGCAAAAGAAAUUAGAUAUGAAUGUAUAUACAUACAUAAGAUUUAUAAG
Molecule: messenger RNA, 328 nt
Organism: Dentiscutata erythropus
Lineage: Eukaryota; Fungi; Glomeromycota; Glomeromycetes; Diversisporales; Gigasporaceae
Source: the annotation of a GenBank genome assembly